Molecule: messenger RNA, 2526 nt
Organism: Thalassophryne amazonica
Lineage: Eukaryota; Metazoa; Chordata; Actinopteri; Batrachoidiformes; Batrachoididae
Exons: 7
Coding region: 72-2465 (797 amino acids)
Source: RefSeq, a predicted model, not a curated record
CUUCAUCGGAGGAAUCUCCUGAAGAGCAAGUCACACUUCAUGUGAAAUCUGUUUCCACUAAUGUUGAGGAGAUGACGAAAUCAGAAGGAAGAAGACUAGAUGGUGGUGAAAGAGAAGACAACAGGGAGAGUGAUCAGUCCCCGGGCAUCAUAUUUGAGAAGUUCCUGACUUAUCAACAGAAAAUGACUGCCAACAAGGAGCGGAGCCUGGCAGCAGCAGUUCAUAGUCAAAGACAUGAUUUGGAAAACAUUGCAGACAGUGAAGUAGAAUUCCUCAGAAGCCAGGAUAUCAAGAUUGAAGAGAAUAUUUCUGAUCAGUCACUGACAAUGGCCAACAGUCACAAUAAACGGAGUGCAAAUCGGCAGGUGCAGCAUCAUCAUGAUAUUCGGUCCGUUCUCGUGAAGCAGGAGAGCAGUCUCGUGAAUGACAUUCAGGCCACAGAGGGCAGCAGGCACAUUCGAUGGAAUGUGGAGCAAGUUGAAACAGAAAAUGCUUCCAAUCCAAUUGUGGACAGUGAGGAGACAACCCAGGAGUCUACUGUGACCUCUGACUACAACAGCAACCAGUGUAUCUUCUACCCAGUGAAAGAGGAGGAGAGAGAGCAUCUGCUGGGAACCUCUCAUAAUAACUGUGGGAGUUCAGCCACGGGUACAUCUAGUGAUGGUCAUACUGAGCAUCAGUCAGACUCUCAACCUUCAGAUGAGGGGAGCCUCACCACACAAGACUACCAGGAUACAGGAGCGAGAGGACUAUUGCCGGGGCCAGGAGUUAAUGACUUUGCAGAUGUGCAAGGUGAGGCUGAGACUGAAUGCCAGCAGACACCAGAGCUCCGGGACUUCCUUCUUCAAAGUUCUCAUGAAGAGGUUGUGGGAACUUUUGAAAUGGCUGAUCUUCACAUUGAGUCAGAAGCAGAAAUAAUGACCUUUUUGUCCAAGAACCAAAUCAGCAACCUGCAACAGACAGAUCAACUGCUUCAGAGCUCAGCAAUUGCAACAAGCCACCAACCAAUGGAGGAAAUCAAGAACAGAGAGCCCAUUGAAUACUUCUCCAAGUAUUUUGAUCGGGAUACCUGGGUAGAAAUUGCCUGGUACACAAAUACACUGUCGAACAUGGUUAACCCUGUCACAGCCAGAGAGGUUGGACAAUUUGUUGGGAUCCACAUUGCAAUGGGAACUUUGAAGUUUCCCAGCCCAAAACUGUACUGGGAGGACCUGACUAAGGUACCAUUGAUUGCUGAAGCCAUGCCGAUGUCAAGGUUCAUUCAGCUGUCCCAUGCAUUGAAGCUAGCCUCUCCUGUAAAUGAACCAGCCAACAGUAAAGCUGCAGGAGAAAUGCACAACUUUGAAAAUGUAGAAGUAGUUCCAGCUCACAUUGCAGUGAACAACAAAAGCAAGCACAGUGAGAGUUCUCAGUUUGGUGAUAGUCAACAGCAAAGAGACAAGGCAGACAGCCUGAACAGUUCAAGAAUAUCAACUGAUCCACUGUGGAAGGUUCAGCCUGUGCUGUGCCGUUUCCAUGCUGGUUGCCAGUCACUGAGGAAAGAAGGUGACUAUGCGGUAGAUCAGUAUACCCUUCCUUUGACUGGGAAGGCACAUAGUCACAAGAACUCUCUCUAUUGUACCACCUUGAUUGGCUUUGGCGGUUUACUCUUGCAUGUGGAUCUUAAAUUGGAUCUCUCAGAAAAAGAUGCUGUUGAAAAAAUGGUUCCCAAAGGUAGCACAGUGUUUUUGUGCAAGCAGGAACUGUCUACUCCUGCCAUGUUAGAACGCCUGUUAGUUGCCGGGGUUCAUGGUGCAGGCCGGGUGGGAGGAGCAAGAGGACAGAUUGGGGAUGAGUUUGUAAGUUCAGAUGGAAGAUUGAUGUUACGCAGGUCACACUGCGGCUUUAUACUGUCCACCGCAGGAAACGGACAGAGAAACAUGGUCUCACUUAUUGACAGUUUUGAAAAAGCCCAAAUGUCUGUUCGCCUCAACAGAGAUCUGCAAAAUCUUUACUGUAUUCCCCUCACCACAUCAGCACCAGCAUGCUGGCCUCAAGCUGUGCUCUGGUACUUGACUGAUUUGGCUUUGGUCAACUCCUGGCUUUUGUACAGGCAGGAUCAUGGGGCAUCUGCACCUCUAACACUCAUGGCCUUCAGACUGGAAGUGUCUAAGGCUUUGAUCCUGUCCAGUGGCACAGAUACCCAGGAUUCAGUUCCCCCUCAGCCCCCCACAGAGAAACCUCAAGCAGCGAAUGAAAUCCCCAGUCCCAGUUUACUACAGGAAAAUCCUCUUCCAGACGAGACCAUAAGGUACGAUGGUUCUGGACACUGGCCAGAGCAGCUCAGCGAAGGCGAAGGUGGCAGGUGUCGCUUUGGAGACUGCCAGAGAACAUCUCGAGUACUGUGCCUUAAGUGCUGUGUAUUUUUAUGCAUCUCACGCAACCACAACUGUUUCAUCAAUUUCCAUCACCAAGGUAGUUUGUGAAAUGAAUAGUGUUGUUGAGUGUUUUCUUAGUGAAACGAAUCCUGUCUUAUAAUUUAGAUGA